Messenger RNA from Prorocentrum cordatum, 2179 nucleotides. NCBI's taxonomy places the organism in Eukaryota, Dinophyceae, Prorocentrales, Prorocentraceae. The record is from the annotation of a GenBank genome assembly.
AGUCACUUUGGCUCAAGCACGUCCUGUGGCCCCCCCUCGUGGGCGCGUACAUGCCUCGGUCGAACUCUCCUCCUUAACGCCCCCGAGCUCGGGACCGGGGUUUAGACAAUGCAGGGCGCCUGGCAGACUGCUGUGCAGCCCCCCCCGGGGCAGGCGGCAUUCGAGGCGCCCCUGGCGCCCCACGCCGCUUCGUCGCCGGGCGGGGAUGGCCCCAGCGUCUCCUGGGCGAGCGAGGACAGUGGCUGCUCGGACAGCCUGGACGGCUCGGAGAGCUCGCUCGGCUCCAGCGACGCCUCCGAGGCCCCGCGGUCGAUCGUUCCCAUUGUCGCGGUGCAGUUUCUGUACAUGGUGGGCCUCGCGAUGACCGUCCCGGUCUUCCCGUUCAUCUGGACCUCGACGCCGAUGGCCAGCGGGGACGAUGUCCGGGGGGCGACCCUGCACGCCAAUGGCAUCUUCAUAAAUGCUGCUGCCGAGUUUUUUAGCGCAUCUUUUCUCGGCGUACUGUCUGACCGCUUCGGGCGGAGACCAUUUCUUGCACUGGCGAGUCUAGGACAGGUCAUUGAUUUUGCAGUCGCUGCCCUGGCCACGCCGAGACUGCGGGACAUGUGUGGAGAUACGUGGGGCCAUUUGGAAGAACAACCUGCGCUUUAUAUGGUCAUUGCCCGCACGUUAGCUGGAUUGCUGGGCAAUUUGACGAUAUUCGCAAAGGCUUCUGUGGCUGAUCUGAAUAUAGCUGAAAGUUCGACGCGAAAUUUUGCAUUUCUCGCUGCAUCUAUCGGCCUUGGGUUCAUUAUUGGCACGCCAGUUGGGGGAAUCCUCGCGAAACGGUUUGGCUUGCAUGUGCCGAUGACGAUUGCGUCUUGUCUGAACGGCCUUAGCAUUGUCAUUAUCUGGCAUAUACCCGAGCCGCUCUUGGCAAAGAAUCGCCGGCCAGUUGUUUGGUUGAAAGCCAACCCGUUCGGAGUUCUCUCGUUCUUGCGAUCGAGCCGGUUCUUGAAAUUCUUUGCUGCGAUGGCUCUUCUGGACCAGUUUUCUCUAAGCCUGGUCACAACUUUGAUGGUUCCAUAUAGUGUCACGGUGUUCGGCGUGGACAAGAGUGUUGUAACCACUUUGGUCCUCGCUUUUGGGGUGACGCAGCUGGGCUUAUUUGCCUUGUUCUUACGUCGCAUUGUCAUGACGUUCGGCGAGAUCGCCGUCAUGCAGGCUGGUUACAUCGUAUCGUGGGCGUCGUACGUCGCGCUGGCAGUGAUCUCGUACAUGGGCGUAUUCCCUUUGAUGUAUGUGGCUUGCAUUCUCCUGGGCGUGGGGACCAUCAGCGGUCCAACGCAGACCGCCAUCGCCUCCCGCUGCGUAGGGGAGAGCGAGCAAGGGGUGUUGCAGGCGGCCAACGGCAGCCUAGACGUGGUCGGCAAGAUGCUCGCCUCGGGUCUCGUGUCCCUGACGUUCAAGCCCCUGGUGCACGCUGGACAGCCAAGCGUCAUUUGGUGGAUCGCCUCGCUGGUGCUGCUGCCAGGCGUGGCUAUCGCACUCAGGGUGUUGCAGCUGCUGCCGCCGGGCUUCCGCGAGGUGCGCGGCGGCGGCGCCGCGGACUGGGCCGACCAGGGCGGCAGCUCCAGCGACGCCCUGAGCCCUCGCCCCCGCUAGACUUAGAGGAUGUGUCCCGAUGGGCUCAGAGGAUGGCGAGUUGAGGCCCGGCCAGACGCAGCUCGGACAUUUCGUGCGUUUGGACCCCAGAAGUGGCGGAGCACCAGUUUUGAGCUCCCGUUGUCUCAAUCCGCCCUGCUCCGGAGCAGGGCGCAGUCUCCAGCCUGGAACACUGACCCAUAAUUUUGUACCGCAGCCCUCUGGCUGCGCCAGCGGCUUCCGCCGCAAAUGCUCGAGUCGGAAGUCCACGAUUUUGACAACGAUCGCGCAGGGCUCAUUUUCGGCUCCAGACUGGUUGGGCCUCGCGCGUGCGUAGCAUUGUGUUGUCGUCUGGUCAUGGGGCAUUGAUUAUUAUCAUUAGCCGUUUGCCAUCUCCUCCUACUCCUCCCACAGUCAACCCGCAUAAUAAGGAUGGGCAUCCUUCCCAAGGGUACCCUUGCAUCCUUGCCUCCUCGGUCCCUCCUCGACCAGUUUCGUCAGCCGCGCCCCGCUCGAGAAGCUUCGAAAUGAACGUCCAAGGCCCUUGCAUCCUUAU